CUUUUCCACGCUCGCUUAUCUGCAAUGGCAGCCCGUCAAGCAUGAGCUUUAUUUCUCAGCUCUGGCGUCUGAACAAUGAAAGCUCCUUCUUCUUCGUCUUAUGCUUCAACAAGCUCUCAUCUUUCUCGUGUCUUUGCUCCGUUUCGUGGAUUUAAUUCCUCUGGACCUAAUAAUAGAAAUUCGGUCACUCUCCUCAGGCCAAGCAAACGCAAUUCCCUUUCUUUGAGCUCCCGAUUCAAAUCCUCUCGAUUGCUCACAGUUUCGGCUUCGAAUUCCUCUCGAUCGGCGUCUUCCGGCGCUGAAUCGGUGAGCCAAAUCGGUUCGUCGGAGGCGGCGGAGGGUUCGAAUGAGGCAGUUGCCGGCGAUAAGGUCGAAGCGUCGCAAGGGGGAUUCCAUGUGGGGGUGGGAAACCCUAGCCUUCCAAUCCCAUCGGUGGCGAAAUUGAGCUUGAGCGACCAGGCUUUCUUUCUCCUUGCCUUCAUUGCCUGCACGACUUCCGUGGCAUUUGCAAGCCUUGCAGUUGCAGCUGUACCAACUCUCUAUGCAAUGGGGAGAGCGGCAACGUCUCUCUCAAAGCUAGCCGAUACAGCUCGCGAGGAGCUUCCCAGCACAAUGGCGGCAAUUAGGCUCUCGGGAAUGGAAAUUAGUGAUCUGACCCUGGAAUUAAGUGAUUUGAGCCAAGAGAUAGCUGAUGGGGUCAGCAAAUCUACUCAAGCUGUGCAAGCAGCAGAGGCUGGAAUUCGACAGAUCGGUGCGCUUGCCCGGCAACAGACCAUGUCGAUGAUCGAAGAGAGGGCAAGCCUGCCUAUCAUCUCUUUGCAACCCGUCGUUGUUGGUGCAGCUAAGAAGACUUCUCGUGCUGUUGGCCAAGCCACAAAAACCUUUAUGAAUAUGAUCUCUAGAGGGGAAUUUAGCCUUGAGAAUGAAGAUGACAGUGGAAUUGAUAGAGUGGAUUAAGUUUGCUUCGCUCCUACUUAUCAGUUCUGCUAUCUGUUCAUAAACCGUUUGUGCACAAAUGUUGGGAAAUCCAUCUCCAUUUCUUCCAAUGAGUUUCAUGCCUGGUUUCUUUUUGUAUUGCAAAUUCAAGCAGGAGAUGAAACACUCCAUAAGCCCUAUGUGCCCAUUGUCUGAUAUACCCUCGUAGGUUUUUUUUUUUUUUUCCCCCCUUAAAUAACUUUUUCAUUAUUUGUAUAGUAUGUAAAGACAUUUUUACUACCUGGUAUGACGAUAGCAUCACAACCCAAAUCAAGUUGGGCGAAAUUUCCAAGACUGGCUUGCACGUGUCUAUUAU
Morus notabilis is the source of this 1291-nucleotide messenger RNA. RefSeq lists its product as uncharacterized. The transcript has 5 exons. The record is from RefSeq and is a predicted model, not a curated record. Bases 76 to 957 code for a protein of 293 amino acids. NCBI's taxonomy places the organism in Eukaryota, Viridiplantae, Streptophyta, Magnoliopsida, Rosales, Moraceae.